UUAAUGAUGAGAGUAGAGGGUUGAAAUGGCGAAGAAGAGGAAGCGAGAGUACAGUGGCAUCAAACAGGCGAGAGAGGAUGUGCUGGAGGCGAUGACGUCCAACUACCAGGAUGACGGAAUAGCCCCGGAGGAGCGGGAGAGGGAGGGGAAGGAAGGGGCCGAGGCGGAGGGAGGGUGGGGACAGACUUCAGAGGAGGAACCAGCCGACGUCGACUCGGAAACAGAGCUGCAAGUAGCGCUCGAAAGUGGGCUUCUGAAGCCGGGAUUGAACGUGGAGCUUCCGAUGCUGGAGAAACCCAUCUAUGACGCAGACAGCAUCAAGCGUCUGACAACUGAGUUGCGUGAACAUAAUUUGGAGUGGGUUGAGAGGAUGGAUGUCACGUGUGAGCCCCUGGACAGUUCCCAGUGUGUGAGAAAUGAUGACCUGCUGGAGGCUAUUGAGUCAAAUGACCUGGUGAAUGAUGACUUCAAACGGGAACUCGUGUUUUUUGGCCAGGCACAGGCAGCAGUGGCCAUUGCUCUUCCCAAAUUGAGGCAGCUGGGAGUGAAGACGGAGAGACCGGCAGACUUCUUCGCAGAAAUGGCCAAGUCGGACGAACACAUGAAGAAGGUCAGAGAGCGACUGUUGGCCAAGUCCAAGACAGCUGAGAGAGUGGAAAAGAUCAGAAAAUUGCGAGAUGCCAAGAAAUUCGCCAAAAAAGUGCAAAUAGAGAAAGAAAAGACGAAAUUGACAGAGAAGAAGCAGAUGAUUGACAAGACGAAUCUUGUGAGGAAGGGCAAGAGCAAAGACCUCUCGUUCCUGCACGAGGACUCCUUAACAGGCAACAAGACCAUAGACCUCACAGACAGAGUGGUCACCAAAGCACUCAUGAAAAACGCCGCAAACGCCACAGCCAAAAGGAAAUCUUCGACUAAAAUUGGGGAAAUGAACAAGAAGCGCAAUAAGCUGAGAGAAGCAAAAGACUUGAAGUAUGGCUAUGGAGGGAAGAAGCGGAACAUCAAACGCAACGACAAGAAGAGCACGAAUGCAUUCGGAAAAGACACCCGACGACAGGGCUCAACAUCCUCGGGAUUCAAGAGGAAGCAACCGACCAGUGGUUCCAGUUCAAAUAGAGCAGGCAAAGGAAAGAAGAAAAAGUAGACGACAUUUGAUAUAAACUGAUGUUAUUCUUGCUGUUAUCCUUGUCCUUAACUUUGUUUUCGAUCAAUUGGAUUCUUUUCGUCCA
Molecule: messenger RNA, 1226 nt
Organism: Symsagittifera roscoffensis
Lineage: Eukaryota; Metazoa; Xenacoelomorpha; Acoela; Convolutidae
Product: probable rRNA-processing protein EBP2
Exons: 7
Coding region: 26-1141 (371 amino acids)
Biological process (GO): rRNA processing; ribosomal large subunit biogenesis
Cellular component (GO): nuclear periphery; nucleolus; preribosome, large subunit precursor
Source: RefSeq, a predicted model, not a curated record